GUCUUCCCCAACGUGUAGAAGCCCCCGGUAACCUGUGCGCUGUCAGAGCUCCGUAGCUUUAGCUAGCUAACUGAGGCAAGGAAAAAAAAAAAACAAUAAACAAAACAAAAGCACGCUAUUUUUUAUUUGUAGGUUUGAAUUAUGGAUAAGAAUGCGACGCGAUACAACGUACAGCUUUACAUUUACGACCUUUCGAGGGGGAUGGCUCGGAGCCUCAGUCCCAUCAUGUUAGGAAAGCAGCUGGAUGGUAUAUGGCACACAGCUAUAGUGGCAUAUGGUGAUGAGUUCUUCUUCGGAGGGGAGGGGAUCUCCAGCUGUUCACCGGGUGGGACUAUGCUGGGGCCUCCGGACACGGUGGUGGAGCUAGGUGAGACUGAAGUGUCCGAGGAGAUCUUCAUGGAAUACCUCUCUUCCCUGGGAGAAAGCACAUACAGAGGUGACAGGUAUCGUCUGUUUGAGCACAACUGCAACACUUUCACCAACGAGGUGGCUCAGUUCCUGACGGGCCGGCCCAUCCCCUCCUACAUCACUGACCUUCCAUCUGAAGUCCUCUCCACACCGUUCGGCCAGAUACUGCGACCCAUUCUGGACUCUAUUCACAUCGCCCCUCCGGGAGGCAACGUCAUCAACGGGGGAAGAAACAUCUAAUGUGAGAUAGCAGCAGAGUGUUCUCCAGGUCACUUCCAUUGUAGUCAGUCAGUGACAAGUCGUAAAACUAAUUUUCUUUCUUUCUGUAUAUAAACUACUGACUAGAAAUUAAUGGCUUAUGACGUACGGAGGAGAGGGGAAAUCACUGCCCAUCUCGAGGUAGUCACUGGACAUCAAAUUAUACCUGGUUGUUUAACUUUUUCAGAAAAUAACAGAGUAUAUUUAAUCAAGAAUUAUGCAGAACAGAUUUGAGAAACUGCAAUAUUAUUUACAUUUUGAAGAAUCUAAUACUACUAUACAGUACAUACUUUACAGUAUAUCUGAUUGCUGUAAUAAAGCCACCUACAACAUUAAAAUACCUCUUGCACAUUUAGUGCGUCAAGCUGACUGAGCACUUUUGUACUGAGGUACAGAAUGCUCCUCGAAUGUUAAGUUAAAAGUUAAGUUUUUCCCACAUUUUGCUGUUUAUUUGAUAUUCUAGUUUCACCACUAACAUCUUUCCUCACAUAUCAGUGAAUUCAUCAUAUGCUGUUCUGAGAAUCAUCUGCUGCUGACUACAGUGGAUUUAAUCUGAGUGCACACUUUGAUGUCGAUAUGUUAAGUAUCGGAUGCAGAAAGCAACAAGAGGAUGGCUGAUUCUUGGAGGGUCUUUUAAUGUCAAUUACAUUUUGAUUUUGCACUUUUUGUUUCGUUUUUUGUUAUUUUGUAGCUUCUAGAUCAUUUUUCCAUCAACAAUUCUUUUUGUACCUUUAAUCUUUGUCUCUACUGUUUGUGUUUAAUUCAUUGUGGUCGCCUACUUAUAUUAUAAUUCCAUUUUGUCACAAAGCGUAUGACGUGAUAUACAGCAGGUGAUUGAUGCCUAACUCGCACAGAGGUUUUUAAGAUUGGAGGUGACACAGGACUUGUUCUUGCUUGUGUACCUCUAUAGCAGGACUGGGAUCAGUUCACUGUAAAUUCUCUGUAUAUGCAAGCGAACCCCCGGCCGUCGUUAGUUAAAUAGCAGAGAUGAUUACAAAAUCAAGCAGGGCAGGCUGAAAUAGAGGGCGCACAGCUCCAUGGUGCUGCCAAAUAACCUCCCACACAAUUUUCUGAAAACAAACAAAAACACAGUAUUUAAUUUUUAUUUUUUUUUGUUAUUUCUGAUUCAACCGAAUAUGUUUUACCAGAUUGUGCUUUUUUGGUAUUAAAUCUACUCUUGCAUAAUUGAAAGUGAACCGCACCGCAGUCCUGUUAUAUGACAGAUAAGUUGUCAUAGGUGCCUCCUCAUGUGUGUUACCAGCUCCAGAGGGGAGAUGCCGAUCAUAGAUACAUUUUUAUAUAUAGAUAUAUUUUUAAGACUACAUGUGUUCCAGAUGCCAUAUGAAAAAUUCUAACCAGUACCACAUUCACGGAUUUAUUUCAAGAUAAAGGUGACCACAUGCACAUGUACUUUUAACCGAAUAACAACAAGCUUGAGUCCUUUAAGAGCCACCAGAGUGUGUUUGAAAUACAAUACACCUCUGUGCCUUCAUUUCCCUCCGCAGUCACACCGUUGGGAGUUGGCAUGGUUAUCAUAUAGCACAUAUGGUAGCCUCCCAUGCAGCCUGCAUUAAGAAUCUGACACCUUUAUUUAUAAACCUUGAAAUACACAAACUAGGUGAAAGGAGUUCAGAGUAGGAUGGAGCUUUCAACAAUAUUCAUACAAGAUGUGGUGCACACCGUGUAUUAAAUGUAAAAUAUUUCAGAUUUAACAACAUCUGGAUCCAGCAAGUCGCACAGCCUAUAAUCUUGGUGCAUCAUACGCUGCACUCUGCCAUCAGUAAGAACACAUAGCUGUCUAAUUUUAUCAUAGCGCAGUAGAUCACGCGUUUUAGGAUUUAUCAGACUCACAAACCACGCUGAACCUCACAAGCCUUUUCCUGCUUAAACAGCGUGACUGACGAUAGAAGCAUAGAAAAAAAAGAUCUAAAACAAAUGUGACUAAACCAGCAUUAACUCAUUGUUUUCUCUGACUUUGGUCAAACCCAAGCGCAAACUUGGAUCGGUGCGCUUUUCAAUUCUUUCUUUUCUCGAGGUUAGCCUGAUCUUUUGUGAGCAUUUGGCUACUUUUAGAGGAUAAUAAAUCGAGAUCAAUCCCCUUCAAGAGGCUAGAAAGCUCAGGUGAGUCUGGGUUCUGUGAUUUUGCCUUCUGCUAACCAACUAACUGACAUGCUUACCUGACUGCUGAAAUGUAUUACUGCACAUGUUCCCCUUUGUUGCUCUGAUGUACGUUGUUGCUGACUGCUACUUGUAAUGUGAAAAUAUUUGCAUCAGAUAUUUAUGGAUAUUAUUUCCCAAUUUAAGUAAUAUAAUAUAUGGUAGAUAUAUUUAUGAAUAUUGUUUGUAUCAUUUGUGUAAUUGUUUUUUUUUGUAAUUCUACCAAUACAUAAAGCCAUUGACUGCAAA
Molecule: messenger RNA, 3072 nt
Organism: Stegastes partitus (bicolor damselfish)
Lineage: Eukaryota; Metazoa; Chordata; Actinopteri; Pomacentridae
Gene: desi1a
Product: desumoylating isopeptidase 1a
Exons: 6
Coding region: 142-648 (168 amino acids)
Biological process (GO): protein modification by small protein removal
Molecular function (GO): peptidase activity
Source: RefSeq, a predicted model, not a curated record